GCUCGAGGAAUAUUGAUCAUUAAAUUUAAGAUCUUCACAUUUCCCAUUGUUUGGUUAAACGUGUUGCUAUUGUUCAUCCUGUUCAAGGAAGAGAGAACGAAUCGACCGCGUAUCGAAAAAGACAAAUUAUGCAGUGAAAGUAAGGUCAGUGUUGGUUGAAGCAGAGGAAACAUGGCCUUCAGUCGGUUCCAGAGCACAGCUUCUGGUUCAGAUUCAUAUUUUCCAUCAUAUAAACAUCAGUCCAGUUUAUGUGGGGACAGAGUUAGAGUCCCUCAGCACUUCACCUCUCCCCUCCCCUUUCCUGGCAUUGCUCCCCAGGAAGAGUCAUCACUGCCGUACACACCUUGGGCAGCCCGGGAAGAUCCCUACCAGCUUGGGGAAUGUGCCAAGAACAGGACUCUUAACGAUGGAAAGGAUUGUGGAAGUGAAUCCGAUCUCUAUGGACUGGUGUCAGAUAUCCUGGAGGAGCCAGACCAUAUGGAUGCGGACUUUGCAGAAGAGUCAUUAUCAAGUUUGAAGUCUGUGUGGUCUCCCAAUUCAGCGAGGGAAGACAGCCAACAGUACUUCCUGUCAGAAUCAAAAAUGCAAUCAAAUUCAUCCUUUCCAAGUUACCCUGAGCCAUUUAACCAAUGCCACAGGCAGCUCUCAAAUAAAGAGUCACAACAGAAGAUUGAGCUUCACCAAAGUUUCAACGGCUUUGAUGUCAAAAACCAGUGGCUGUUUCCUUCCAGCAAUGGCGAUACUGAUGCUUACUCCUUUCAGACCCAGGACAUGGAGAGGGUGUUGUGUCAGGAGGGAACACUGGUAGGAAACUCCUUUCUGCCAAAGAACAACCCGGAAGCAGAUUACAGUGCAGUCGGAAAGAUGGGCGGACGCUCUGAUCACAUUGAAGGGGUUGCUCCCUCUUUCGACUUACAAAACAGACUGAACGACUACUUCUUCGGUUGCAACGCUGGCCAUUUGACUCAUGGAAGGGUCAAGCCCCACAGGAGUAAGCAGUUUCCCCAGCCAGAGGGAAGCAUGCUGGCCCGAAACAUGCAGGGUCUAUUGGUGGGCGCACCCGACUCAUUCGCCAUGGAGUCCCAGAACAGGCAGGGGGGGCAGAGGGACUUUGAUGAACAGGUGCCCGAACAGCAGAGCUUCUCGUAUCCCAAGAUUCCAACUCUCGAAUCACAGGUCCAGUUUAAGAAGGACCAGGCAGGGGACUUUAGAGAGCUGAAGUCCCUCAAUAGCAGGACCAAGACACAGUCACCGACAAGCAACUACUACACCAAAGCCUUCCCAGGGUCUCAGCAUGCUGAGCACUUCCAGCCACCCAAGGGUUUUCCGCCAUCUUUCACUGUGCCAGCACCUGUCCCCAACAAACACAUGGAUAAUUAUUCCCUCCCCAACCAGCAUCCCUCUCAUCAAAGUCAGUUAGGCCAGUACCUCAAUCAAGUCAAGCAGUCUAACGGAAACAGCGGUGCGCCUGGGCUCUCCAAAAUGCUCUCGCAUUCGGUUGCAGAGUUCGUGCCCCAACAUCAGGCCGAGAGGGUUGUGUCGUGCCUCACGGAUUAUGCACAGGGAGAUGGUCCCAACAUCCCUAACAGGGCCGCUCAGAGUCAGGCUGGAUUAAACCUGGAAGGAUUCAGGAAAGGAGGAGACGGUGGUCAGUUUGAGCCAGACAAGAGCACAAUGCACUCUAACCUUAGCAGCGUGGGACAGUCCCCCCAGCGCUUUGAGGGGAAAGCUAAACCGCAGGCUCCUCCUCAGAGAGAAGGGGACAGGAAGGCAGGGUUUCAGCCUGACACUUACCUUGAUUUCCUGGGAAGAGUGUACAGUUCGCAAAGGCACACGGGUGGGAACUUUGGCAUGAACGCCUCGGGGAAGAAACAGCCAUCCGCUUUGUUCCCGUGCAUGUAUGCGGUGGGCGACCCCAGACAGAACCCCUACCAGCUGCAGCUCGGCAUCGGAGGCUUUCCCUCCCGGUCCGUCUUCCCGUACGGCAGCCCGGUCACAUUCAUGGAUCUGUGCAACCUGCUGCCCGACGGCGAGUUCCCGCCCUUCAACCCCUACUUCCAUGACAUAAGCGGCGACGGCCCAUUCCUGGGCAUGGCGGCCGGUCUGAGGUCCCCGCGGCUUGUGAAGAACCGCUGUGCCCCCACCAGCCAGCUCCACUACCAGCUGGAGGAGUGCUACGAGCAGUGGAGGGUCCUGGAGAAGGAGAGGAAAAAGGUUGAGGCCAUCCUUGCCAGGUAUUAUCCUGGGAAAAGAGUUUCAGCUGUGAGCAGCAGUGCCCUCCCAAAGGUCCCACCGAAUCCUUCUCGAGUUGACCGCCUUAUCGUGGACCAGUUGCGGGAACAAGCCAGGGUUGUGAGCCUUUUGGGGAAGAUGGAGCAACUGCGCAGUUUCCCCCUCCAUGCUAAUAUUUUCUCUGCGCUGGACAGACAUCUGGAAGCUGUUUACGUUACACAGACACGCCGCAACGAGGAGUUUGUGAACUCUUCAAACCGACAGAGACAAGGAGCACCAUAUUUUGGAGAGGACAGAGACAUCCUGCUGCUGGCCGUAGCGCUGCGGGACAUGUGCGUGUCCACCAGGAAGUGCCGGACGGCGCUGUGGUGCGCGGUGCAGAUGACGCUGCCGCAGACCGCCCCCGCCGCGCCCGAGGAGCUGGACGCGCCGAGGGGCUUCUGAAGGCCCGCGCUCCGUUCCGACGGGAACAAAUAACAGCCAAUUAAAGAACAAAGACAGAUUCAGUGCCUUUCAAACAGUAACUGUGCCUCCGACAAGACAGUGCAGUCGCAGGGGACUGAGCGCGUUUCCCGCUCACCGAAAUCCAAAUAUCAAAAGCUGAUUUCAAAAGUCAAUAUCUUGAAAUCAGAAAUUCUAUUAAAAAAUUGCUAUGUCCAUAAAUAUGAGUAUGGUUUGCUCAGAGACCUUUUGCCUGCGAGUUGAAGAUCACUGGAGGUGGUAUGCAGUCUUAUACUUAUCAGUAUCAUAAUUAGUUACAGUCCUGAGAAGAUAAUGAGUUUCAGUUAUCACAUCAAACUUGAGUAAAACACCACUAAAUGUCUUAUAGGGAAGUACUCAAUGUGUGUCUAAUUUACCUUAUUUACUAAGAUUUUGUGACAGUGUAAUUAGUGUUGCAGCUAUGGAAUCUUGAAAUGGUCCCCUUCAUGCAUUAUUUAAGUGAUCUAUUUAUAAUAAUUCAGAUGUAUUAAUCAUUUAAUGUUUUCAGUGGUUUUUACUUAUUUAUUAGAAUGUAAUUUACCAUUCCGGUUUGAGUUUACUACCAGAAAUAAAAUUAUUGCAUAUAAUAGGUAGUAUUUUUCUUAACUUGUGUUGUAACAAUCAGAUCAUUUGUACGUGUUGCAUGCUUCAGGUUUAUUUGGAAAUGUACUAUAUCUGAUGUUAUAUUUAUUUAUUCUUAAUUAGUAAAGAAAUUGUACAUGUAAGUGUAAUUUGUUGGCUUACUGAAGAAUGAAUCUUGUUGAAUUUUUAAAUAAAAUACACACUGAGCAUAUUUGGAAAUUUGCCAUAAAAAUGUUAAUCAUAUUGUUCUUUUUUGAAGUUUAAGGACGGAGGAACACAGUUAAAGAACGAAAAAAACAAUGACGAGGUUGACUUGUUUAAUCGAGCAUGAAGUGUAACUUAGAACAUCCUGUGUAACACAAAGGGGUUGGUGUUUAUACUCCCUGGACCUGUAAGGUUGCUGUCUGUUUUCUGACAUUUCCAUUCUGUUGU
Messenger RNA from Anguilla anguilla (European eel), 3726 nucleotides. RefSeq names its product minamoto (gene meioc). Gene Ontology annotation, cellular component: cytoplasm; nucleus. The transcript has 8 exons. The record is from RefSeq and is a predicted model, not a curated record. Lineage: Eukaryota; Metazoa; Chordata; Actinopteri; Anguilliformes; Anguillidae. Gene Ontology annotation, biological process: male meiosis I; female meiosis I; meiotic cell cycle. Bases 172 to 2676 code for a protein of 834 amino acids.